Rhodamnia argentea is the source of this 1578-nucleotide messenger RNA. Its product is annotated as probable galacturonosyltransferase-like 9. The record is from RefSeq and is a predicted model, not a curated record. Gene Ontology annotation, cellular component: Golgi apparatus. Lineage: Eukaryota; Viridiplantae; Streptophyta; Magnoliopsida; Myrtales; Myrtaceae. The transcript is spliced from 2 exons. Gene Ontology annotation, molecular function: glycosyltransferase activity. The coding region runs from base 117 to 1202 and encodes 361 amino acids.
UUUUCAAUCGAAGCCCAUUCUUUAAAAGCCACAACCAUCGUUGUCUCCUACCCCAAGAAGACCCUCUCCUCGCCGGCGAUUUCUUGAUCCCUUCCCCCCCACAACCGUGCCCUUCCAUGGGCACUCCUCUCCUCCUCCUCCUCAUCCUCCUGACCGUGUCGCCCUUAUGCUCCGCCAUCCGCUCUUUCCCGGCGGCCGCCGACGUCCCCCGGUUCGCUGAGGCCCCCGAGUACCGUAACGGCCAGGGCUGCCCCGCCGUCUCCCCCGCCUCCUCCUGUGACCCCUCCCUCGUCCACAUCGCCAUGACCCUCGACUCCGAGUACCUCCGCGGCUCCAUCGCUGCCGUCCACUCCGUCCUCCGCCACGCCUCCUGCCCCGAGAACGUCUUCUUCCACUUCGUCGCCGCCGAGUUCGACCCGGCCAGCCCCCGUGUCCUGACUCGGCUCGUCCGCUCCACUUUCCCUUCCCUCAACUUCAAGGUCUACAUCUUCCGGGAGGACACCGUCAUCAACCUGAUCUCCUCCUCCGUCCGCCAGGCCCUCGAGAACCCCCUCAACUACGCCCGCAACUACCUCGGCGACAUCCUCGACCCCUGCGUCGACCGGGUCAUCUACCUCGACUCGGACCUCGUCGUCGUCGACGACAUUCGCCGCCUCUGGGAGACCCCGCUCCGCGGCUCCCGCGUCAUCGGGGCCCCAGAGUACUGCCACGCCAACUUCACCAAGUACUUCACCGACGGCUUCUGGUCCGACCCGGUCCUGUCCCGGGCCUUCGGGUCGCGCGAGCCGUGCUACUUCAACACGGGGGUGAUGGUGAUGGACCUGGCGAGGUGGCGGGAAGGGGGCUACCGGAAGCGGAUCGAGGGGUGGAUGGAGGUGCAGAGGCGGCGGAGGAUAUACGAGCUGGGGUCGCUGCCGCCGUUCCUGCUGGUGUUCGGGGGGAACGUGGAGGCGAUCGACCACCGGUGGAACCAGCACGGCCUCGGGGGCGACAAUGUGAGGGGGAGCUGCAGGUCGCUCCACCCGGGUCCGGUGAGCCUGCUCCACUGGAGCGGGAAGGGAAAGCCGUGGGUGAGGCUGGACGAGAGGAGGCCGUGCCCGCUGGACGGCCUGUGGCAUCCUUACGAUUUGUACAGCAGGAGGGGCGGCGAAUCCGGUCUCGGAUCGGGUCCGGGUUCGGGUUCUGGCUCGGGCUCUUCUUGAGAGACUCGAUGAUGAUUCUUCGAUCUUAUAUCUUUUCUUGCUUUCUCUCAUACAUUGUCCAGAUUGAUGAUUCUUUGAUACGUGUUGUACAGAUUGGUUUGGCCACAGUAGGAAAGGAUGAAGAACAAUCUCUCUUUAUUUUUUUUUUCCGGUGGGUGGUGGUGGUGGGGAUUUCCAUUUGUUGUGAUCGCUGAUCAUUAUUCUCAAUAUUUUUUUUUUAAGGGGGGUUGUUUAGGUUGGACAAUUGAUGAUUCUUACAGCACUUUCUUCUUCUUCUUCUUCUUCUGUCAUUGUCGUUGUCCAAAUUCCAUUUCGAUUCACAAAUUUUAGAGGAGGAUGAAGAAUAACAAACCAUGUUGUUCUUUCUUUCUGCGUU